This is a messenger RNA of Electrophorus electricus (electric eel), 2472 nucleotides long. RefSeq names its product mitochondrial translational release factor 1 (gene mtrf1). The record is from RefSeq and is a predicted model, not a curated record. Gene Ontology annotation, cellular component: mitochondrion. Gene Ontology annotation, biological process: mitochondrial translational termination. Lineage: Eukaryota; Metazoa; Chordata; Actinopteri; Gymnotiformes; Gymnotidae. Gene Ontology annotation, molecular function: translation release factor activity.
UGUAAAACAUCCUCAAUGUGCAUCGUUUCUCAUGCCGUUUAUUUGCGAAUGUAUUUCACCAUCUUAUUGGAUCAUCAAGAUACUUUUCUAACUUGAAAGCCGCUUGUUGUUUUUUGUGGUUCUGACCAGUGGGUUUGGUAGCAGAUACCUGGACAGGUUUGGAUUUGGCUAACGUGGAAACCCUUCCUACUCAUUUGAGAGUAUUUCGGCCUUUUGACCUGGGUUAACUUUAUUGUAGCUUGCAAUUUCAUAUGGGCUUAAAACGAACCGUCUCGAAAAAAUAACCACCAUGAGUGUACAUAGGUGGACACGCGUGUGUGCGCUAAGAUUUUUCUCCAGCUUUGUUCCGUUUUCACCUAAAAGCAUUUCGGGAACGCGGUCGUUUCCCCGUGGUCACGGCACCAGGUCGUCGCGGCUGUCGUGUCACGCAGGCGACGACCUCCUUCAAAACGGAGCCGUUCAGAGGCACCUGAAGCGGCUGCUGGCCGAGUACACCAAUAUCUCCAGCAGUUUACAGCAAGCAGAGGUUAGCGACUCUGACAGGAGGGUGUUAAACAGGAGGCUGCUUGAACUAUCAACUGUGGCAACGACAUUUCAGAGCUGCGAGAGCGCAGCAGAGGAACUGGCAGAAGUUGAAGCUCUUCUACAAAGUAGCACAGGUGGAGAAACCGAGGACAAACAAUUGGUUGAACUCCUCAAAGAAGAACAACAUGUUGUUGAAAAAAGAAUAUACAAUUUAAAGAGAAAAUUGAUAAAGACACUGGUGCAAAGUGAUGAGCAAGAUACCAGCAGCGUUAUCUUGGAGGUUGUGGCGGGGAGAACCACUGGAGGUGACAUCUGCCAACAGUUCACGCGGGAGAUGUUCGAUAUGUACCAAGCCUUUGCCUUCUAUAAGGACUGGGGUUGGGAGUUGUUUAAUUACACUCCAGCUGAUUACGGUGGCCUUCACCACGCAGCAGCGAGGAUCACAGGGGACGAUGUUUAUGGCUGGUUGAAGUUUGAAGGUGGGACGCAUCGUGUCCAGAGGAUUCCCGAGACUGGGCUGUCUUCACGUAUGCAACGCAUCCACACCGGGACCAUGACUGUCGUAGUCCUCCCCAAUACCGAUGACGUGGACAUAACCCUAGAUCCUAAAGACCUGCGAAUUGACACCUUUAGGUCAAGAGGAGCUGGCGGUCAGAGCGUAAACACCACAGACAGCGCUGUCCGCAUUGUUCACCUCCCCACAGGCACGGUAGCGGAAUGUCAGCAGUCCCGCUCGCAGCUACAGAACCGGGACACAGCCCUACGGCUGCUCAAAGCUCGCCUGCACCAAAGCAGUCUGGGGCAGAAGAUGGGAGAGAGAGACUCAGCCCGCAAACAGCAGGUGGGCACGCGGUACCAGUCAGAGAGGAUACGGACUUAUAACUUCAGCCAGGACAGGGUGACCGAUCACCGGAUUGGCUACGUGACCCGUGACACAAAGGAGUUUAUGAGUGGCGGCGAGCUACUGGAGGAGGUGAUCGGUAACCUCCAGGAAUGGAGCGAGCGGGAGGCGCUGCUGGAUCUGGUGACCAGCGCCGACACUGGACACGCUGGAGCUCACAGAUAACCUCACACUGUUGUAUCUGUUUCAAGCUCGGAAGUGUAGGAUAUCUUUUUUUAAUUUAUUAUUAUUUUUAAUUUAAUGUUUAUUGCUGUUCUUAAGAAGUUUAGUCUAACAUGGCUUUAUGUAAAGUUAUCAAACUGCAUUGAUUGCUGUAUAGAAAACCUUGAAGUGGAACAGAAGUGUUAAGUUGUUGAUUGUGGAAAUUAAGGAGAAAUAUGGUCCGAAUGAUGCAGCAGUGUGGCAGGACUGAAGACUAGUUAACGUAUCUGAGACCGCAGAAACGUGCGUUCUUCAGCUUCAAACUGAAGCAGGGAUCAAACAGCAAGCCGUCUGAUGCAUGAGGUUGUACAAAAAUUAUUGCAAGGACAUUUAAAAAGCUGCAUGGUUGACAUUUGCAGAACUCAUGUUACUACAGUGAUACUAGCUGAGAUGAUUAGUAAGAGAGGGUGGGGAAUUACUAUCAGCUCUGCCCAGUCACAGUGCUGUGCACACACACGCGCCGACAUUCAGCCUAUCAGACACAAACAUGCCUCCUGUGCCAGGAGCACAACACAAUCUUUUAUGAAGCAUGCCAGGUAUAUGCAUCUCUGUCAAAAAAACAUUUAUUUGUAACUCAUUUGUAUAAUAUAUAAAUUGUGCAGAAUUUGAAGAGUUCAGUUUGAAGAAUGAAGUAUGGAGAGGAAUUUUGGCUUUUGGUGGGGGAUGUGCAGAUAUCUUUGCCUGCACUUCUAGAAAACUUUAGAAAUUAUACAAAUAAAUACAUAGUCAAGAUGUAUAUCCUUGUCGUAGAAAUGUAUAUGGAUCUGCACAAAAAAAUUAUCAAGUCAUGGAGAAUUGCUUAAUAGUUAGUUAAAUUCCUCAUUCCAGUUUGAGAACGAUAUUUU